Phlebotomus argentipes is the source of this 1839-nucleotide messenger RNA. RefSeq names its product juvenile hormone esterase-like. The transcript is spliced from 6 exons. Lineage: Eukaryota; Metazoa; Arthropoda; Insecta; Diptera; Psychodidae. Gene Ontology annotation, molecular function: protein binding. The record is from RefSeq and is a predicted model, not a curated record. The coding region runs from base 1 to 1839 and encodes 612 amino acids.
AUGUACUCCCAAAAUUACACAGUUCUCAGCUUGACAUGCACUCUGGAACUGGAUUCAAUGGACAAACACCGGAAUUUCUGCCUGACAUUCCUCCUUGUGCUGUUGAUCCGCACACAACUGGGACACGCCUGCAGGACAUCCGAGUUCUCAUGCCGCGGACCCAACGGACUCUGUCUGCCACUGGACAAAUACUGCGAUGGCAAGGACGAUUGUGGCGACGGCAGUGACGAGCCGAAGUUCUGCACUGAAAUUUGUACGAAAUCUGGUUGCAUUCGUGGAGUUUUUGUCAGUGAAACGACAAAAUCUUACGAGGCUUUCUAUGGCAUUCCUUAUGCUGAACCGCCAGUUGGAAAACUAAGAUUUGAAAAUCCCGUGUCGCAUCGCGGCUGGUCAGGAUUCUGGGAUGCUUCCUAUCCAAGGGAAGUUUGCAUACAAAAGAAUUACUUCCUGGCAAAAGAGCCGAUCGUAGGCUCUGAAGAUUGUCUCUAUCUUAACAUAUAUCGACCAGCGAGCGAUAGUGAGAAAAAUCUGCCGGUUUUGGUGUUCAUUCACGGUGAUGGAUUUCUCGCCUUCUCAUCCGAUCCUGGCUUCCUUGGUCCGGAUUACUUCAUGGCUAAUGGACAAGUGAUUCUCGUGACUCUGAACUACAGACUUGGCAUGUUCGGCUUCCUUUGUUCAGGAGACGCGGCUGUUCAGGGAAAUUUCGGCUUCAAGGAUCAGCAACUGGCAUUGGAGUGGAUAACACUGAAUAUCGCAUAUUUUGGUGGUGAUGUCAAUGCCAUAACCCUCGCUGGACACGGUGCUGGAGCGGCUUCAGCCAAUUUGCAUAUGUUAAACCCAAAAUCUCAAGAACUCUUCCAUCAAACAUUCCUUUUGAGCGGCGUUGCUUUAGCUUCUUGUCUUUUGCCUGUCGAUUGUGCUCAGCAAUUUCGCCAGUGUGCAAAAUACAGUGGAAUUAAAGAUUGGAACACUGCCUCCAUAGACAAUCUGGCUGAGCAAUUGAAGAAAAUUGAUGACUUGAGACUCAUCUUGGCUGCGGAUGAACUUUUCGUCUUCCCAGGAAUUCCGAUCACAACUUUUCGACCAGCCCUCGAAGGAGACUGGCAAGGCGCUUUUAUUACAGAGGAUCCUCGUCAAGUCUGGACUGAAGGAAGAUUUCCACACAAACCCAUGUUAUUUUCCUUCACAUCUCACGAGGGAAUAGCUGAAGCUAGAUUCUUCAUGAACGACACCGUAUUGAAGGCAUACAAUCGGAACAUCCUCACAUUGCUUCCACAGCAACUAGAUUUUGAUCCAAGAUAUGUAACUGACGUCAUUGACUUCUAUCUGGAUGACAAAUAUUACGUAGACAAUUCGAAUAUGGCAAGAUAUUACGAUAUGUUCUCGGAUAGACUAUUUCGCUAUCCAAUCUUCACAAUGAUCAAACAAUAUCUUAACUAUGUAGAUGUGCAGAAAAACCCUGUUUAUAUCUAUGAAUUUGAAUUUGAGUUUCUCACUGGCGAAGACAUCAAUUUGGGCGUGAGUCACUUUGAUGACCUGAUGUAUCUCUUCAGCAUGCCAUCAUUCUUUCCACCAUUUGCUGGCGAUUCCCCCGAGAGCAGAAUGAGUGAAGUGCUCAUAAGGACAGUAGUGAAUUUUGUUGCGAAUAAGGAGAUAAAAGUGUGGCGCACCUUCAAGCCCUGUUCUAUUCUCACAUCCACACCUUUCUGUGAGCGACAGUGUUUCAAGAGAUACAGUCAAUUGGAUCCUAAUCAAGUGGUUGUCUCGGUGUCUAAUAAAAUUGAUGUGGAAAUGGUAAAACUGUGGACUUAUAUUGACAAUAUGGGAUCGAAUCCAUAA